Messenger RNA from Drosophila obscura, 1871 nucleotides. Its product is annotated as carcinine transporter. Gene Ontology annotation, biological process: transmembrane transport. Bases 92 to 1705 code for a protein of 537 amino acids. Gene Ontology annotation, cellular component: membrane. The record is from RefSeq and is a predicted model, not a curated record. The transcript is spliced from 3 exons. Gene Ontology annotation, molecular function: transmembrane transporter activity. NCBI's taxonomy places the organism in Eukaryota, Metazoa, Arthropoda, Insecta, Diptera, Drosophilidae.
AAUUUCAAGUUCAAACGCAAUCAGGGUUGCUUUUGCUAUACAAUCAAAAUUGUCGGUACCAAGUCGGCGCCUUGAGCAAAUCCUUUUCAAAAUGUCAGAUAAAUGCAUGGACUUUAACGAGUUCUUACCGUACAUCGGGGAAUUCGGAGCCUAUCAAAAACGCCUUCUCCUGUACAUGAUGCCAUUUUCCUUUAUGUUCGCUCUCAUUUACUUGGCGCAAAUAUUCAUAUUACUUGUACCCCAUGAUCAUUGGUGUCGCAUCCAAGGGCUAGAGGGCUUGCCGAAAGCGAAGCAACUGGAUCUUGGAAUCCCGAAGGAUACGGACGGCGUGUACGACAGGUGUUCAAUGUACGAUGUCGACUAUAAGCUGCACUCCAAUGCCACAACUGCAAAUGAGAGUUGGCCAAAGAUUAAGUGCCGCGAAGGUUGGAUAUACGACAAGAGUCAGGUGCCAUAUGACACCAUUUCCACGCAGUACCAUUGGGUAUGCCAACACCAUGACUAUGUCGCCUACGCGAUCGCUGCCAGUUUUGUGGGCUCGAUGUUUGGCUGUCUGUCCCUCGGAUACGUGGCAGAUCAUUGGGGCCGUAUUCCUGCGUUGUUUCUGGCCAAUGCAUGUGCCUUACUGGGCGGUCUUCUGAGUGCCGUCUGCACGAACUUUUACACCUUUGCAGCGGCCAGUGUGCUGCAGGGUUGGUCCUACGAUACCUGCUUCACCGCCAUUUACAUACUAAUGAUGGAGACUGUGGGCCCAGAAUAUCGUACGCUGACAGCCAACCUCUCGCUGGCCACUUUCUAUACUUUGGGGGCGUGCGUACUCCCCUGGAUAGCCUAUGCCUGCAACAAUUGGAGGACAUUCGCUGUGGUUACCUCAGCGCCCAUAAUUAUAUUGAACUUAAUGUGCCUGAUAAUACCCGAAUCCCCCAGGUGGCUGCUCUCGGUGGGAAAAGUCGAGAGGGGAUUUAAAGUUAUCAGAAAAGUGGCCAAGAUAAAUGGUAAAACGGUGCCCGAAGAUGUAUUGGCCGCCUUUCGGGAGUGCAGCGAAAUAGCCUACCACGAGGAACAAUCAGCUAAAAAGUACACUCUACUGGAUAUUUUUAAGAGCUGCCGAAUGGGUCGCAUUGUGCUGAUACUGAUCCUGAAUUGGAUGAUUAUAGCGCUGGUGUACGAUGCUCAUGUGAGGGUCAUCACCAAUGUGGGAACGGAUAUAUUCGUUUCCUUCUCGCUGGCAAACCUCACCGAGCUGCCGGGUGGACUGGUUCCGCUCGUCCUGCUGGAUCGCACGGGGCGCAAGAUCAUGCUGUUUACGGUUUUACUGCUCUGCUCCCUUGGCAGCCUGCUGGCCGGUGUGCUGAGCAAGAAAUGGGAUAUUGCUAUAGCCGCCAUAUUCGGUCGACUAUGCGUUACGAUUGCCUACAAUGUGGGGGAGCAGUGGGCGGCGGAGAUACUUCCGACUGUGGUGCGGGGACAAGGACUUUCCCUCAUACACAUUAUGGGAGCCGCUGCAGCAGUAAUUUCGCCAUUUGUGGUAUACUCGGGUGACUACUCCGCAUCGCUGCCAAUGAAAAUACUAGCCGGGCUGGCUGUGAUUGGAGCUGUUUUGGUCCUGUUUUUGCCAGAAACUACAAACGUUGCGCUGCCGCAGACAAUAGAAGAGGCGGAGACUCGCUGGGCGCAGAAGUUUUGGUUUCCCAAAAAGAAAUAAUUCUCAUUCAAAUAACAUUUUGGCGCGUCAAUAGUUUCGUUUUACAACACUGAAGUGUAGUCGAAUGCAACCAUAAACGCCGUUUAUCGCACAGAAAUAUCGCAUAAGAAAUAUAUGUAUCGAUAUAUUGAUAAAUCAAUUUUAACAUCCCUAUAAACAGCACGUG